This is a messenger RNA of Colletotrichum phormii, 1807 nucleotides long. RefSeq lists its product as uncharacterized. NCBI's taxonomy places the organism in Eukaryota, Fungi, Ascomycota, Sordariomycetes, Glomerellales, Glomerellaceae. The record is from RefSeq and is a predicted model, not a curated record. Bases 1 to 1488 code for a protein of 495 amino acids. The transcript is spliced from 2 exons.
AUGAUCAACGCCAUCCACCGAUUUUUCCAGCGGCCCACCCCAGUUAGGGUGCAUCCCAUCGGUCAUUUCACCGCUUACGGGGCUUUCAGCUCGGAGAACGGCAGCGGUCAUACACGCCAGACACCGACUUUCAACCGUCUUGACCACAGGACCGGAUCCUAUCUCGAAACCGAUAAACGUCAGCUCUCUCCCGCAUCUGCGGCCAGCUCAACGAUUGUCGUGCAGGCAGAACUGCCAGAGCGUACCUUCCUAUCGAAAAGAUCAUCAGCAGCACCUGCUGCAAGUCCUGAUCUAGAGUUCGCCCUCGGGGCUAAUGAGCUGUCCGUCGCUGAAAAGCGACCGGCAUCCCCGCUGCCUUCAAUUCCCAAGCGACAACGGCUAGCUACGUCACCGCAGGCGUCGCUCGACAGAUUCGACUCGAGACGCCUUGCACAUGACCAGCAUGUCAAAGAGGGCAUAAUUUACCAGGUCAUCAAAGCGGCAGCCGCCCUGUGCCCGAUUUCUGUGCGAGUCCUUGAUCCACUGCUGCUUAACGGACAAGAAUCACCGAAGGACCUUGUUGACGACCUAGCAGCAAACGCCGGUAGUAUUAUCCUGGCUCCCAUAAACCUCGACACUCAUACCCACUGGAUACUUGCCGUCAUAUCCGAGAACGUGGUCACUAUCUUUGACUCGAAAUCUGCCUCUACAGAUGAGGGCGCUGUCCGGAGGACGCUGGGGCAUCUGUUGCCACAUUUCGGCUGUGAUGCUGCUUUUGCCUUUCACCAGUGCCCAGAGCAGACGAAGGACGCCGACAGCGGUGUUGCGUCGAUAGUCAACGCCCUUCACAUCAUCAGUGGCCAACCGAUCCCAGCCAUUACUGACUACGGAAUUUGGCGACCUGUUCUCGCUGCCCUGGCCAACGGAGCGCAUCAUGGCUCACUCCUGUCUGACAUCAAGCUGCAGGCGCCGUCCGUUUCGACGGAGAGCAUCGCAAUACCGCCUAUGCUGCCGCCGACCAUGACUCCGGCUGACUACCAAUUCUGGCACAAGCAGCAGGCGACAUUCAUGGAAGACGUCGCCCGGGUCGUAAAAGAGCAACAUAACAAGAUGUGGUCAGAGGGAUUGCAGGUUGAAGCAGAAUUGAAUGGCAUGCGGGAUCUUCUGCAGUCCCUGUCCCGUGCUGGGACUCAGCAAUGGCGACCUCUCCUUGCUGUCUCUCCGCCGUCUGACGGCGACCUGGACGAAGUAGAUGAAGUAGAGAAAGAGGUGCUCCACUGUCAAUCCGCACUGGAGCAACUGGAAAGCUGCCGAAUCAGCGACACGUCGAUGACGCGGAAGCUACGUCUUCGAUUAACGACUCUGUCGGGUCUCCGAAGCCGUAGGGACACAAUCCGGGAGAGCGUUGCCUCACUCACAACGGUGGUAACGGGGGACCUAGCAAAGAUGAAGACACAUUUGGAGGAGCUCAAGGCCUGGGGUGAGGAGAUUGUCCCGUCGGCUGCUUAGUGAACCGGGAUUUUGAGUGCUAUUCUUGAGCGGGGCGUUAAAGCGACUUGAAAUUUGCUUUGUGGUCGCCGAAAUGAUUUCAACCCAGACAUUACACCAUUUUCUAUUCGGAAAGAAGGAGAUGGUGUUGGUACGGCACACCUGGGAUGUUGAGGGAGAGCUACGAAGAGAACUAUUAAUGUAAGCAGCUCGGAAAUGAUGAGGGCAGGUUUUCAGUGAAAGGGGAGACAACUACAUGUCUGAGACAUGGAUGUGCAUUCCUACCAGAAGGCGACGGUUAUAUUACAUCAGAGAGCACAUCGUCUCAGAUGGCAUUCUU